This is a messenger RNA of Rotaria socialis, 474 nucleotides long. NCBI's taxonomy places the organism in Eukaryota, Metazoa, Rotifera, Eurotatoria, Philodinida, Philodinidae. The record is from the annotation of a GenBank genome assembly.
AUGUUACAUUUGCCUGACAAAAUAACAUCAAUCGAAAUAAGUCCAUGCGCAAAAUGGGAUAUGAGAGCCAUUACAGCAAUAGGAACCGCCAACAAUUUGUUUUUGCUUCUUCGCAUCUAUGUCGAUGAUGAUAAUAAUCAACCAACUAUCUAUGUAACACUAUCUGUUGAAAGUCGUAUUGAAGAAUGGAGAUUGGGAGCAUCUAAAGAUGUACAAAUCGGUGACCAAUGCAAUGAUUGUGUAGGUUUAGCAGUCGAUAAAGCUAAAAAUGUUUACAUAUCGGAUACGCUACGAAGUCGAAUAAUCAAAUGGUCAUCUCAAACCAAUGAAACCACAACAGUUGCUGGUAAAAUAGAUCAAUCUGGAUCAACGGCUGAGCUUCUUUCUUUUCCACAAGAUCUCUAUGUCACUCGAACAGGUGACGAUAUCUAUGUAGUAGAUUCAGCAAAUAGUCGUAUACAAAAAAUGGUCUAA